CUACAAGUGUAAUAGUAAAUACUUAAUGGAGAACAAAUCUGGUGUGACAACAAAAAUUUGGCUAGAUCCUUGGAUUCCUGGGCAGGCUGAUUUCAAACCAAUUGUUCGGUCUGAUGUUCUUCUUUUACAGAAUGAGGCUACAGUGGAUUCUUUGUUAUUGACUAAUCCUCUUAGAUGGAAUAUUCCCCUUCUGGGAAGUUGGUUUGAACCUGGUACAGUUAGAAAUAUAUUGAAAAUCCAUUUACCAGCUUCCCCAAGUGAUGAUAGAUGGGUGUGGACUCUUAGUCAUUCUGGGAGUUAUUCAGUAAAGAUAGCUUAUCACUCUCUCAAUUCGGCUGCUAUAAUUGCGCCAUCUUUGUCUCCUUUGUCUUCAGCUAAUUGGAAUAAGAUUUGGCAGCUGAAGGUUCAUGCCCGAUUUCAACUCUUGUUAUGGAAGUCUUUGUGGAAUAUGUUGCCUACGCGAGGGAUGGGAUUGUUGGUUGGGCUUCUAUGGUCUUGAAUCCUCGGUUAAUU
Tripterygium wilfordii is the source of this 513-nucleotide messenger RNA. RefSeq lists its product as uncharacterized. Lineage: Eukaryota; Viridiplantae; Streptophyta; Magnoliopsida; Celastrales; Celastraceae. The record is from RefSeq and is a predicted model, not a curated record. Bases 26 to 499 code for a protein of 157 amino acids. The transcript is spliced from 2 exons.